AUGGCCGAGCUGAUUGACAAGUACUUCGCCACCCACCUCUCCCUCCCCUACGAAGACGCCGUCCGGCUCCACAAGGAAUACUACCAAAACUACGGCCUCGCCAUCGAAGGCCUCGUCCGUCACCACCAAAUUGACCCCCUCGAGUACAACGCCAAAGUCGACGACGCCCUCCCCCUAGACGACAUCAUCAAGCCCCGCGAGGACCUCAAGAAGCUCCUCCGCGACAUUGACACCUCCAAAGUCAGGCUCUGGCUGUUCACAAACGCCUACGUCAACCACGCCAAGAGGGUGGUGAAACUGCUAGAGAUAGAGGACUUCUUCGAAGGGGUGACGUAUUGUGAUUAUGCGGCGCCGAGGCUGAUGUGCAAGCCUCAUGAGGAGGCGUAUGAGAAGGCGAUGAGGGAGGCGGGGGUGGAGAGGAGGGAGGAUUGUUAUUUUGUUGAUGACUCGUACCAAAACUGCAAAAAGGCCCAAGAAAUAGGCUGGAACGUCGCCCACCUUGUCGAAGAGGGUGUCAAGUCCCCCAGGACACAAGCGUGCAAGUUCCAAAUAAGCCACUUGGAUGAGCUGCGCACUUGCUUCCCAGAGGUCUUCAAGAAGCCGGAAACGUCCUCGGAAUAG
Messenger RNA from Podospora anserina S mat+, 621 nucleotides. RefSeq lists its product as uncharacterized. Lineage: Eukaryota; Fungi; Ascomycota; Sordariomycetes; Sordariales; Podosporaceae. Gene Ontology annotation, biological process: pyrimidine nucleobase metabolic process; nucleotide catabolic process. The record is from RefSeq and is a predicted model, not a curated record. Bases 1 to 621 code for a protein of 206 amino acids. The transcript is spliced from 2 exons. Gene Ontology annotation, molecular function: nucleotidase activity.